Sphaerodactylus townsendi is the source of this 1902-nucleotide messenger RNA. It is a transcript of the gene IER5L, whose product is annotated as immediate early response 5 like. The transcript has a single exon. The record is from RefSeq and is a predicted model, not a curated record. Bases 258 to 1349 code for a protein of 363 amino acids. NCBI's taxonomy places the organism in Eukaryota, Metazoa, Chordata, Lepidosauria, Squamata, Sphaerodactylidae.
AUCCAAGCCAAAGGCGCGCGGGGAUUGGCGGCGGCGGCCGGGGGCGGGCCGGCGGGGCCCCUACAAAUAGCGGGGGCUGGGCCAGCGAGCGCUUAUUGCCUCGCACGCGAAAGCGCGGCCGGCCGGGCAGAGGCAGGCAGGCGGGCGGGCGGGCCGGGCGAGGGGCGCAUGGUGGCGGCGAGGCGGGCCCGGGCGGAGCGCCGAGAGGGAGCCCCGCGAGGGUCGGGCGCGUGGAUGCGGCGCCCGGGCGGCGGAGGAUGGAGUGCGCGCUGGACGCCCAGGCGCUGAUCAGCCUCUCCCUGCGCAAGAUCCACAGCUCGCGCACGCAGCGCGGCGGCAUCAAGCUGCACAAGAACCUGCUCGUCUCCUACGUGCUGCGCAACGCCCGGCAGCUCUACCUGAGCGAGCGCUACGCCGAGCUCUACCGCCGCCAGCAGCAGCAGCAGCAGCACCAGCAGCCCUCCUACCCCGACGGGCUCCUGGGCAUGCCCCCGCCGCCCUGCGCGCCCGCCGAGCUCUCCGCCGCCGACUUCAGCGCGCUCCCCUCGGCGCCCGACGACGAGCAGGACGGCGGGCAGCUGCGGAGCUGCGCCCUGGCCCGGGUGGGCGUCGCGGGCGAGCUGCUGGAGAUGCCCGUCUGCGCCGCCGCGCUGCAGGACGAGGAGCCGCCGCCGUCGCCGGCCGCCCUGGCCGGGCUCUGCAGGGACUCGCCGCCCGCCUUCUACGCCCCGCGCGCCGCCGCCUCCUCGGCCGGGCUGCUGUACCCGGGCGCGGGCGGCUGCGAGUUCGCGCCGUCGGGGCUGCCGGCCGCCGCCGCCUCGCCGCAUUGCUCCAGCCGCACCACCGUCUUGGACCUGGACACGCACGUGGUGACCACGGUGGACAACGGCUUCUUGCACCAGGACUGCUGCGCCCACGGGCCCUGCUGCGGACAGGCCGCCGCCCACCCGCCGCCGCCCAGCCCGGGCUCCAAGCGCAAGUACGAGCCGGGCCCCGAGAGCCAGGCGGCCGCCGGAGGAGGAGGAGGCGGCGGCGGCGGCCCGGGCGCGGUGGCGGCAUUGGCGGCGGCCGCUCCGGCCGGAGGGGGCGGCCUGGGCCCGGGCGUGCCGUUCGCCCCCUGCCCCAAGCGCGCCCGCUUCGAGGACUUCAGCGCCGCCGCCGAGGUCGCCUCGGACUCCUCCAACAUCUCCAACCUGAUCUCCAUUUUCGGCUCCGGCUUCACGGGGCUGGUGAGCCGCCAGCAGCAGCAGCAGCAGGCGGACUCGGAGCAGCCGCUCAACGGGCAGCUGUGUAGCAAACAGGCGCUGGCCAGCUUGGGGGCUUGGACGCGGGCCAUCGUGGCCUUCUAGGGGCUGGCGCCGGCCGCGGCUCGGACAAGGGGGGAGGGAGGGGCCCCGACCCCGGAACAAAAGACUGGAGGGGAGGGGGGCGCGGAAGGCGAAUGUUUUCUAAAAUUGUAAGAUAAACUUUAAUGCUGAGAUUUCGGGUCUUUAUUUUUACAGAGAUGGAGCGAAAAUAGUACCUAUUUAAAGUUUUAAAACGAAACCUUUUUUUUUUUUUGGUGUGUGGUGUUGCUGGGGGGGGGGGCGCGUCUCUUUCUCUGUCCCCCUUUUUCAUCCUUCCAGGGUAUUUUCAGUAUUUGGGGUCCGAAAAGGGGGGGGGGUUCUGCAGAGAUGCCACCAGGUGAGGAGCAGCAAGGAAGCAGACUUGGGGAAGGGGAGUUGCUGCCCCCCCCCCCGACCACCCGAAAACAACCCUUUGGGGUUUUGCAGAGGGGGGGGAGAGAGAAGGGGGCCCUGAAUGUUUGUUUUUGAAGCCAGAUCAGUGGGUGAAACUCUUAACUGCAGGGGGUUGUGGAUUCCUCCCCCCCCCCCAUGGGGAAAAAAAGAAAAGAAAUAACCC